Molecule: messenger RNA, 324 nt
Organism: Ostreobium quekettii
Lineage: Eukaryota; Viridiplantae; Chlorophyta; Ulvophyceae; Bryopsidales; Ostreobiaceae
Source: the annotation of a GenBank genome assembly
AUGCUUCCUGUGAGGGGUGCUUACAUCCAUUCGAAUGAAGCCGGCUGCGAGAGAUUGGGAUCUCAUGCCCUGAUGGUGCCAGAAAAAAAGGUGGACUGCCUAUGCUACGUGCCGGACAUUCAUGGAGUAAAGGCACCGACUUUCUCAGGUAGUUACCAGGCAUACGACCAGCAAUCUGCUCUCCCCCGAUGCACUUCAAGCACAGACCCUGGACAGCCAAUGCCCGAUGGCUCGAUGCUGAUUGUGGGCCCAGUGCUGAAGGCGCUACUGAGUGUCACGCAUUGUGGGAAUGGGAACAAGGUGGGCAUGGAUUUUCAUGCGUGA